Molecule: messenger RNA, 372 nt
Organism: Dovyalis caffra
Lineage: Eukaryota; Viridiplantae; Streptophyta; Magnoliopsida; Malpighiales; Salicaceae
Source: the annotation of a GenBank genome assembly
AUGGAUAUCGAGAGAGGAUUAGAGCUACCACGCGAUUCUAACCUAGAAGGCCUGCCGCGUUUCCAAGGUGCACGGAGCAUAAAGUUGUCCACCGCAGUUGAGUCAGCUGCCGGAAAGCCAUUAGCCGGAGAGCCGCUGAGAAUUCACUGCUCCACCAAAUCAGGAAGGCUUGCAUUUACAAGAGGUUGGUAUGGCAUUGCUCGUUAUGCUAGCCUCAAAAGUGGGGAUAUUGUAUCGUUUUAUAAGGAGUCCCCUGUACGAGCAGUGACUUCAUCCACAGUAUGGGUGCCUGGAAAAGAAAAGGAUGGUUUGGCCCUUAAAGUGAAUGGUUCCAUGAAAAGAGACGGAGAAUAUGUUCAAGCCAUAUUAUGA